AUGCAGCAAAACGAUGUUGUGGAGAAAAUUCUAGAGGAAAACUUGGAGCUGUCAUGCGAACUCGACGAAAUCUGCCUGGAGCUAGAAGAGCAGUUCUUCAUCGACCACGAUAUUCGAAGUCCCGAGAAAAUCCACCUGAAAGAUUCUAGCUGCUUUGGCGAGCGAGAGAAAACUGAAAGUGGAAAAUGGCGCUGGUGCACUAGAAGAAGCGAAAACGAAGAUGGGCUUCUCGAGCCGAAUUUCGACUGUUUAACGGAGAGCGAAGUUAACUCCACCCAUAUUGUCUACCGCAACGCCCUAAAGCGCGACGUACUUCCAGGAGAAAUCAUCAUCGGAAACGACAUUCCCCGCGCAAUCUCGAUGCCAUUCGGUUGUGCUUGGCCCCUGAAUGUCUUCGUCUCUACUUCUCACGAAUCAGAAUUCGAACUUCAUGACACGGUCGAAAUCGUAUCAGAUGUAAUCGGCGAGGGCGUGUAUUCUGCCAAGAUGCACCUGUACAGCGACGAAAGCUUCUCCGAGCCCUUGGACGAUAUUCCAGAGCUUGGAAUUGAUGAUAACGUUUUUGUUGGAGUGGAACUUUUGACCUCAGACACAGGAGUGAAUAUCAUUGUCGAAAAAGCGUGGGCUACACCCUUACCGACGGCAAGCGGAAGUCCGAUUAAUAUUCCUAUUGUUGAUGACAGAUGUCCAAGUCUGGCGUUUCUGGAUAGUCUUGACGUGAAAUUAUACACAAACGGCGAGUCGAAUCUGUCAACAUUCUCGACUGGCGUUUUCAAAUUCGCCAACUUCGAAAAGGCGUAUUUACACGCAAAGGUGCGUGUCUGCUUUCAGGACAACGAGACUUGUCCGAAAAAGGACGAGGAAGAAUGCGACUCGAAUUCUAGAACUCGGAGAUUUGCACAGGACCUUCCGGAAGACGGGGAGGUCGUGUCUAUCGGCCCGUUUUACAUUUCAAAGGAGAAAAAUAACGAUUUAGAAAACUUUGAAAACGGGCCACGGGUAAUUUUGAGACACAGCAAAAACGAGGAUUUUGAUGAGUUCGGGGCUCCAGUAUUGAUCAAAAAUGGAUUUCAACUCAGUCAGACGGAUGUUUUGAUCGCAGCACUUUUAGGCGUCGUACUGAUGUUAUCAGUAUCAGUGAUCACUCUCUACUGCCGCUGGCGUCACGCCGUCCAAUCACGACGCUUUCAGCUGAGAAAGAUGUCACUUGGUGGCGCGCUGCCGAUUUCCGUCAUGCGCUGA
Oikopleura dioica is the source of this 1242-nucleotide messenger RNA. The record is from the annotation of a GenBank genome assembly. NCBI's taxonomy places the organism in Eukaryota, Metazoa, Chordata, Appendicularia, Copelata, Oikopleuridae.